AUGCAAAGUUUUAAAAAGAAGUUAAGAGAGCUAGUCUAUUCUUUCAGUACAGAAGAUCAUUACGCUGAAUAUGAUGAAGAUGAUACCCAUUUUUCAAGACCAACUUCUAAACCAUAUUCUGCUUCUACUACAAACUUAACUGAUAAUAUAGAUCUCGAAAAUAAUGAUUUCCACAAUAUUCAACUAGAAGAUAAUAUUCCAGACAAUACCGAAGUUGCUGACGGUGUUAGUGAAGUUUUGUUAGCUUGGAAGCACAUCGAUAAAUGGACUGAUGAACAUAAUCCAGAUUUAAAUGCCUCUUUGGGUGACCCUUGUACUCUAAAUGAUAUUAAUGAUGUCGAAAAAGAUUUGGAUAUAAGUUUCCCUCCUUGUGUUCGCGCUAGUAUGCGAACACACGAUGGUCAAGAAGAUUUAGAAUCUUAUACUGGUGUUUCUGGUUUAAUUUAUGGUUUGCAAUUAAUGCCUAUUGAUGACGUUGUAAAUAUGACAAAUGCCUGGAGAAAUGUUGCUGUAAACAUCAAAAAAUCAGAUGAAAAGAAAUUGCAACAACAACAACAACAACAAUCAUUGUCUUCUGAUGAUGCCUUUUCCACUACCAGUCCAAAUUCCUCUUCUGCCGCACCAAGCUCUGCCAACACUAACCAUUUUAAAAUGAACGAGAUCCCAAGACAAGGCUCUAUCCCUCCAAAUACGGUUCAACCAGUUUAUGCCCAUCCAGCUUGGAUUCCACUAGUUACAGAUAAUGCUGGUAAUCAUAUUGGUAUUGAUUUGGCUCCAGGCCCAGAGGGUACUUAUGGCCAAGUUUUAUUAUUUGGAAGAGAAUUUGAUACUAAAUUUGUAGUUGCUCCUAAUUGGGGUGAUUUCUUGUUAUCUUUUGCCAACGAUUUGAUUCAAGGUAAUUGGUAUUUUGUUGGUGAAGAUGAUGAUUUCUUUAGCGGCGAAGGUGAUUUGGUAUACAGAGAUAAAGUUCAUGGUAGCAAUAUUAUUCAGGAUUAUAUGGAAGUUUUAAAGAAAAGAAGCUUUUUACAAUGGAAGAGUACAAAGAAAAGUGCUCCAGUUCCACAGCCUACAACUGAUGCUGGUGCUAACAAUAAAUUGGAAACAGAUACUCCCGUUGAUAAUGCCACUAGUAAUAAAAACGUUCGUAAGGAUGGUAAAGUAUUACAAAACGAAACGUUAGUCCAAGUGGAAACACCAAGAGAUUUCGCCGAUGACCUUGAAGAUGAACAAGAGGGGAAAACUAGUGUGAAAGAUGUUAUCGAUCACGAAGAUGAAAAAGAAGUAAAGACUAAUGUGAAAGAUGUUGUUGAUGACAUUGUCGAUGAGAACGAAGUAAAAAACAUUAAAGAAGAACCACUAACUCCUCAAAAUGCUAAUCAUACACCAAUACCAGAAAAAAAGGAAGUAAAGGAUGAAGUGGGUGAAAAACUUGAUAAAGAGGACGAUCUUACGGACAAGCAUGAAAUAGUAAACGAAAAGGAAGAAUUGGAUAAUAAGGAAAGUUCAGUUUCAAAACAAGAAAAAAAUGAUCACAAAGAGCCACUAGAGGAAGACGCUAAGAAAUCUACCGACUUGAAAGAUGUAAACCAAACUGAGGAAAACAAAGAAGAUUCUGCAACUAAAAAACCAGAUACAGAAACACCAGGCCAAGAAAAAAAAGAUGAAUUUGAAAACAUUGAAUUAUAA
Saccharomycodes ludwigii is the source of this 1686-nucleotide messenger RNA. It is a transcript of the gene SMI1, whose product is annotated as Smi1p. The record is from RefSeq and is a predicted model, not a curated record. The transcript has a single exon. Gene Ontology annotation, cellular component: mating projection tip. The coding region runs from base 1 to 1686 and encodes 561 amino acids. NCBI's taxonomy places the organism in Eukaryota, Fungi, Ascomycota, Saccharomycetes, Saccharomycodales, Saccharomycodaceae. Gene Ontology annotation, biological process: regulation of fungal-type cell wall biogenesis; cell wall biogenesis.